This is a messenger RNA of Peromyscus leucopus (white-footed mouse), 1722 nucleotides long. RefSeq names its product retbindin (gene Rtbdn). The transcript is spliced from 6 exons. Gene Ontology annotation, cellular component: external side of plasma membrane. Gene Ontology annotation, molecular function: riboflavin binding; signaling receptor activity; riboflavin transmembrane transporter activity. The record is from RefSeq and is a predicted model, not a curated record. NCBI's taxonomy places the organism in Eukaryota, Metazoa, Chordata, Mammalia, Rodentia, Cricetidae.
AAUGCUAAAGGACACAGAUUUACAAUAACUGCAGAAAGGCACAGUAGCAUGCACCAAUAAACACAUGAAACCACCUACCCAAGAGAUAUCCUCUCACACAAACCAGAAAAGAGACACAGAUGUAGGAUUACCCACCCAUCAUAGAACACAUCGUACACAGAGAGGGAGAGAGAGACAGACAGACAGAUCUUAGAUCCCAAGUUUAACAUAAAGCAAGCUUAUGGGUAUAAAUGCACCAGUCCCAAGAGCACCUGUUUUGUGGCUGUGGGGGCGGGGCUUUCCAAAGCCCCGCCCCUGGACCAAACCACACCCCUUAAGUUGCCGCUAUUUGCUGGCCUUGUUCUGUGGUUCUGAGGUGUCUCAGCAGCUCCUGUACUCCAGCCUGCUAACAGGUGAGUGACAGGGAGAAGGGAGGCGGGAAUCUUGUCUCCCACACCCUUGCCUUCCUCUGCCUAGAACCUUGUAGUAUCUAGUCGCAGCACCCCAGCCCCCGCUGUGCAGCUUGGUACUAAAGGUCCAGCCCCGGGUGGAAGCUGCUAAGCUGAUUGUGAACCGAGAGAAGGUGACCGUGAAAGGAGUGAGCGAGAAGCGAGAAGCGGGGCGGGGCUGAAGAGAGAGAGGAAGUCCUGGUUGGAAGAGGGGCUUGGAAGAGCUGAGGUAGUCCUGUUACUCUGAAGGAAGUUAGUAGCAGAGGGCAAACAGGGUGAGAGAUUGUUGGCAUGUGUGGUUUAAGCUGGGGGCGGUGUUUGGGCCUGAAGGAACAGGGGGGAUGUGUCUGCUGGGAGGGGCUCUUGGGUGAGACUCCCCCUAGAGUUCGGAGAGCCCUGGCCUUUGCCUGGCCUCCUCCAGCAUUGCCCAUGCUCUGUGCUGCCUGGCAUUGAUUUCUGGUGUGCACCCGCCAGUGCCAACCUGAGCCUCCAAAAGGAUAGUCAUGCCUCAUCCCUCCAUCUCAGCUGGUUCUUGUCUCAGGUGGACAUGGCCCACAAAGGCCACUUUCAACCCAGCAGCCUGGACUGGGCCCUGCGACUGAUCCUGGCAUGGAUCUUCUCGGUGGCCUGUGGAGGGAGCCACCCUCUGCAAACUAGAUUCUGGGGACACCCUGGGCUGGCAGCCAAUGUGGGCACAAGCCAGCUGCACCUAGCAGGGUACCCUCCAUCCUCGGUUCCACAGCCUUCCCUGAGGAUCCAAGAUCCUGGUUCACAGACAUCACCCCUGCCAGAACCUUGUUGUACCUCAGAUAUAGAAGGACCAGAGGCAUCAAACCCAGGGAUCCUUCUAGAAAGCUGCGGUGCACCGAGCCCGGAAUGUGAAUUCUUCCUGGGACACCUUCAACGUGCCCUCCGCAAUCGCUUCCACGGGCUGCUGCUUGGAGUACACCGAGUGCAGCCUCUCUGCCCGGAGCUCUGCCGGAUUUGGUUCACCACCUGCGAAGCAGAUUUCACCUGUGGCCCGACUUGGCUGCAGCCCUCUGGGAAGAGAGGCUGUGAAGCCAGCUGCCGAACCUACGGGCAGACCUUCGCCAAUGCAGAAGACCUGUGUCGCACGGUUCUGGGCCACGCACUGCCCGUGGCAGCUCCUGGCUCACGUCACUGUCUCAAUGUCUCCAUCUCCUCUCCACGCGCCCGCCGCCCUCGCGCCUGGAUCUCGAAGGCUGCAGGCAGCGGCAGCGGCAGCGGCGACGGCGACAGCCCUGAGUAGAUAAAUGGCCCAACUCUCGCUUAG